Messenger RNA from Aspergillus fijiensis CBS 313.89, 457 nucleotides. RefSeq lists its product as uncharacterized. The transcript has a single exon. Bases 92 to 337 code for a protein of 81 amino acids. The record is from RefSeq and is a predicted model, not a curated record. NCBI's taxonomy places the organism in Eukaryota, Fungi, Ascomycota, Eurotiomycetes, Eurotiales, Aspergillaceae.
GCAGUCAGACCUGCAGCAAGCAGCCCCGUCCUGUCGCCUCCUUCUUCACGGAAACGUGGUCUGCAGCGAAGCAGACGAGAAACAGGCAUUCAUGCUCAACGGGGAAGGUCAGACGAAUGUCCAGCGCAUGCAGAACACAGGUCAUAUCACAGAGAAUCAUCUGGAAAUUGUUUCACUAACAAACUAUUCGAGCAGGCACAUCCACGCUAACCAUGCACAGCAGUAUUUCCACCAAGAAGAAGCCAGUACGCAAGCAAUGCUAAUUAUAUCUCAUGUCAGACAGCAAGAGAGAAAGCCAAUCAUAUUCAUUCAAAUGGUCGAAAUCAUAGUCGCAUAAAAAGACACAAGCAAAGUCGUUGAUGUGGGGUCGCAGAUAGUAUGAGUUAAUCGUUCAGCCAGGUAUGGACGCCGGAUCAUGCAGCUCGUACAUCCUUGUAUGGAAUCCUCUGGAACGAAC